This is a messenger RNA of Geodia barretti, 723 nucleotides long. Lineage: Eukaryota; Metazoa; Porifera; Demospongiae; Tetractinellida; Geodiidae. The record is from the annotation of a GenBank genome assembly.
AUGGAGGAAAGGGGCAUUGGCCGUCCCAGCACCUACGCGCCGACGAUUGGCACUCUGCUCGGCCGUUAUUACGUGGAGCGCAAGCAGAGCCGCCUGUUCCCAACUACGCUGGGCCUUACGCUCUCGGACCUGCUGACGGAGUACUUCCCCGGCGUGAUGAACCUGGAUUUCACAGCGGGAAUGGAGGAAGAACUGGACGCGGUAUCCCGCGGGGAACGUGGCUGGGUGCCCAUGCUGGGCGAGUUCUAUGGCCCGUUCCGGGACGCGCUUGACAAUGCAACCGAGUCAAUGCCCAGGGUGCGACUGGAGGAGGAAACAGACGAGGUCUGUGACGACUGCACCAAGCCCAUGGUCAUCAAGAUCGGCCGGUUUGGGCGUUUCAUGUCCUGCACGGGCUACCCCGACUGUAAGGGAACCAAGCCCAUCUUGAACAAGAUCGGCGUGGUCUGCCCGGACUGUGGCGGCGAUCUGGUGGAACGCAGGGCGCGUGGACGGGGCGGCCGGCCCUUCUGGGGCUGCUCCCGCUAUCCAAACUGUGAGUUCAUCAUGAACCGCAAGCCGGUGCCCAACCCCUGCCCGGAAUGCGGCAAGCUGAUGGUACAGAUGAACCGCAACACCGUGGCCUGCACCUCAUGCAGCUGGCAGGAGUCGUCCGGCGCUGAUGGGGCAAGCGAGCCUGCGGGAACCAGCCAAGCCGAGGAGCUGGUGGGCGUUGGCGACUAG